Polyodon spathula (Mississippi paddlefish) is the source of this 2302-nucleotide messenger RNA. Its product is annotated as breast cancer metastasis-suppressor 1-like protein-A. Gene Ontology annotation, biological process: negative regulation of transcription by RNA polymerase II. The record is from RefSeq and is a predicted model, not a curated record. Gene Ontology annotation, cellular component: Sin3-type complex. The coding region runs from base 113 to 1084 and encodes 323 amino acids. Gene Ontology annotation, molecular function: histone deacetylase binding. The transcript has 10 exons. NCBI's taxonomy places the organism in Eukaryota, Metazoa, Chordata, Actinopteri, Acipenseriformes, Polyodontidae.
CAUUUGUAAGGUAACUGUUAGGUUGUUACCCAGCUUUGCAUUCAACUUGUUAAAAAUAGAAGAGUUGUUGCAUUCCGGUCUCUCAGCCGUUUAAGAAAAAUUAAGAGCUGCAAUGCCGGUGCAUUCGAGGGAGAAGAAGGAGAGUAACCAUGAGGAAAUGGAGGUCGAUUACCCGGAGCACGACGGCAGCAGCUCCGACGAAGAGGACACAGAGACCUCUUCAGUUUCAGAGGAUGGAGACAGUUCAGAGAUGGAUGAUGAAGACUGCGAAAGGAGAAGAGUUGAAUGCUUAGAUGAAAUGACAAACCUAGAAAAACAGUUUACAGAUCUGAAAGACCAGCUUUAUAAGGAACGGCUCAGUCAGGUGGAUGCCAAGUUACAAGAAGUAAUUGCUGGAAAGGCACAAGAAUACCUGGAGCCAUUGGCUACUCUACAGGACAACAUGCAGAUUAGAAGUAAAGUUGCAGGGAUCUAUAGGGAGCUUUCUUUAGAAUCUGUGAAGAACAAGUAUGACUGUGAAAUUCAAGCAGCUUUCCAGCACUGGGAGAGUGAAAAAUUGCUUUUAUUCGACACUGUUCAAAGCGAACUGGAAGAGAAAAUCAGAAGACUUGAAGAAGAUAGGCACAAUAUAGACAUCACUUCAGAAUUAUGGAAUGAUGAAAUCCAAUCAAGGAAGAACAAGAAAAAAGAUCCCUUUAGCCCUGAUAAAAAGAAGAAGCCAGUUGUUGUGUCAGGACCAUAUAUAGUUUACAUGCUGCAAGAUCUUGAUAUACUUGAAGACUGGACCGCGAUUAGAAAGGCCAUGGCUACAUUGGGACCCCACAGAGCAAAACCAGAAACUUCGACAAAAAGUGAAAAACAUCAGCACAGCACCCGAUCAGAAGAGGGAAGGUUAUUUUAUGAUGGAGAGUGGUACAGCCGUGGGCAAACGAUAUGCAUUGACAAGAAAGAUGAAUAUCCUACAAGUGCCAUAAUAACCACCAUAAACCACGAUGAAGUCUGGUUCAAAAGACUGGAUGGCAGCAAGUCUAAGCUAUAUAUUUCCCAGCUUCAGAAAGGAAAAUACACCAUCAAACACUCCUAGUCUUCUUUUUUCCAUCAUUUAAUUCGAAGGGAUAUAAACUGGUGCCAUCAAAUGUAUCGCACAUUUUUUUUAUAUAUAUCUAGGUUUCAAUUCUUUUCAUUGUAUAAAGCUAGUAGAUUUUUUGUUCUCCAUAAUGUAUACUGUGUAUAUUGUAUAUACUGUUACUCCAGGUGCCAUGGAUAAUUGCAGUUAGUGUUUUUGCUCUUUUUUUGUGACUUGCCGUCUUUCCUCCUCCUUGGAGGAAAGGAGAGGUGCUGCCAGUAGCAGUGAACAGCUUAAUCUGAGUGCUGAAAGAAUUCCAAAGUGGUAUUUUCAUGGCCAUACAGUGUUUUUGAAAGGGUUGAAGAUGGACACCACACAGGACUCCAAACAGGAACAAAUAUCAGCAUUUUGUCCCUUUGCACAUGAGUAUAUAAAACAGCCUCGAUAGUAAGCCCAUCUGGUAAUAGCUCAUGUAUGUUACUCUGCAAGCUUAGCCAAUGUAUAUCAUUUUAAAAGGUUAAGUGGAUAGAAGUUAAUGGUUAUUUUUAAGUUUUGGGAAUGGUUCUUAAGGAUGUGCCUGAGCAUUUUAGCUGUGUCUGCUACCCAUCACUCUGUACUGGAAUCCAUUGUUCAUCUCUGUGUGUUACAUUGCAGGUGGAAACAUAUUUAAUAGGUUAAAUGAGAAUGGUACCUUAAAAAGGACAGUGGUCUGGCAUGCAGUUGAGCAUUUAAAUGGUUAUUGGUGGAAAUCAAGCUUUACAGUCACCUUUGUGACAGUUUUCUGCUGAUAGGAUUCCUGCCAAACCCUUGUCUCUGACUGCUUCAGCAGGUGUGAAUAUGGUCGCUGCUGCCCCCAGUAAGACACUCCUCACUGCAGAGCACUGAUAUUUAACCACUUCACCAGGAACCGUUGCUCUAUUUACCUCAUUGAUUACUGCUGCUGUCAUGGUUUCACCUGAGUAUUUUUCUUUUUUUUCUGUCGCUGUUCACCUACAGUAAGGGAAUCAUGAUGAUCCCGUUUUUUUUUUUUCUACAGACAAAUAUGUAUUACUGUGUAAGAUAAGCAAUUAGGCUUUCAUUUAGCUUUUCUGUAUUUUAACAAAGGCAAAGGUGACUGUUCCUGCGCUGCAAUUUGAGAAAGUAGAGGAAAAAUCUGCCAAAUUUCAUUUAUGCAAGUUUACAGAAGGUUUGCAUUUUCAUAAUGCCUCUGUCUAAAAUGUGAUGUUGCAAAAUAAA